AGAAUUUUUUAUAAAAUGGAUAGUACAGAUAGCUAUGAGACUAGCAAGAAAACUCCUGAACAUGUAAACGAGAAGAAGAAAGAAGAGAACACUCUUAAUCUUCUUGAUAGAAACAUAGAUAACCUUUCAGAAAAAUUUCCUUCCAUCAAACCAACCUUAGAAAACUAUUCAGAGAAGGCGAAGGACAGGAUGAUCAAGCUUAAGCAAGAUGAAACUCUCUAUCAAUAUGCUAAAAGCGUGCUAAAAGCUUAUGAAACCAGCAAGAAAAAGAUUGCCUACACUCGCCUUUCUCAAAUACAUGGUGAAUUAAACAGAACAAAAAUGGGUAUUAACAUUACAAAUUGAGGAACCAUAAUAUGGAGAGAUCAAGAUUUCUUUCAAAGGACUCUCCAGUUAAAUAAAGAUCUUAAUGAGCAAUGAGAUAAAUAUGAUUCCUUACUAGAUUCAAAAGUUGUGGAAGAGAAGACCUGUGCUCAAAAUGAUGAUAUAAGCUUGAUUAAGAAACUCUCAAUUUUUGGAGAAGAAGAAACAUUAAAGAGCACUAGAGCUCUUGUCUCUCAAGAAGAACAGAUAGAAGAGGAAAGCUGCAAGCUUGACACUCACAUAUGCUCUGUUAUUCAUCGUCAAGGAUUAAGGAAGAUGUUUGCUAUUAGUAAUUAUAAUCAUUUGCAGCCAGAAGGUGUCCUAAAUAUUAUUCCAAGCCAUCUAAAUUGCAUUUAUUUUAUGAAAAAGCUGAAGGGUGUACACCUUCCUCCUCUAGAAAUGAUCAAUUUUGAUAUGAAACUUCCGAGGUUGAAGAUAUUACAGGAUUUCAUAGCCACCUCACUUCCUGGGAUCUGUAAUAAAAUAAGGUUUUAUUCUGGCCAGCUUUCUAGUUGGGGACCUUUACUGCCUUCUAUCAUACGAGUGAGUCAUAAAGCUAGUCAGUCAUUAGCCCUUUCAAAUGGUAAAAUAAAUGAGCCACAGUUGAAGAGACUUUUGAGAGCCAAUAAGGACAAAACUGAACUAUACAUAACAAAAUGUUGAUAUGAUUUGGGUCAUUCACCUGACUUCACUAGCUGUUUGAAGGGGACUUCUAUCCAAAAGAUCACCUUUUCAAAUUCUGAAGGACAAGCAUACAACAAUUGGGUGGAUUACCCUGAAAGACUAGAACAUUUAUUAGGAGGCUUGUUAGAGUCAGACUUAAAGCACUCUCUUGGUGAGAUAAGUUUUGGGUUCACUUACCUCAAAAGCAACAGUGUCAAAGCUAUUUUAGAAAAGCAUGGACUGCCUGACAUUGAGUUAACUGGUAGAUUUCAAGGCGACAAUGACUUAGACAGCAUUUGUUCAGUGGCUUCAAGUGACGAAGAUUCUAGUUCAUAAGAUUGGCUAAAAUUAUGCACUCAA
Moneuplotes crassus is the source of this 1386-nucleotide messenger RNA. The record is from the annotation of a GenBank genome assembly. Lineage: Eukaryota; Ciliophora; Spirotrichea; Euplotida; Euplotidae.